UCUUCUCCUGACCACGACUGCGUAGUCUUCUCUCACCACACAUCGUCGUCAUGGCCGGAAACCAACACGUUUCGAUCCCCGUUGAUCCCUCCUCAGCGGGCACAAGCUCCGAGGGCAUCAUCAAAGCGCCCGACGGACUAGACCUCUACUUCAAGCGUUACCACCCGUCCUCCCCUUCGCCCCCCGCCCUCUCCGUCGUCUUUGUGCACGGAUUCGUAGAGUACAUCGCUCGCUAUGAGGCCGCCUUUCCCGCCUUUUCUGCUAGAGGCAUUGAGCUCAUUGCCUUCGACCAGCGCGGCUUCGGCCAAACAGCGCAAAAGGCUCCGGGGGGAUGGGGGAAGCAUUACACCACUACGAACUGGCCGCAGCAGUUCAUGGAUGUGCAGGCGGUCGUCGUGGAGCAGCGCAAAUACCUCGAUGACAAGUUCGGCAGGGAUAAGGUGCCGAUCUAUCUGCUGGGUCACUCUAUGGGUGGUGGCAUUAGCAUUGCGGUGUUCACGCGUGAUGCGAGCAGCCCGGAGCACAAGGACCUCGAGCAGCUGAGGACCAUCGUCAAAGGAGUGGCAGCUUCUUCGCCUUGGCUGACAUUGACCAAGCCCGCCCCGUCCGUCAUCACCGCUCUUGCUCCCUAUCUGAUCAAGGUCUUCCCCAAUCUUAAAUACCCCGUCGACCUCAAGGCAGAAGAGCUCACCCGUGACCCUGCGGGCCAAGAAGCAUGGCGCAAAGAUCCCAUGAUCCAACCCUGGGUGAAGGCCGUAUCCGCUUUUGGCCCUCUGAAGGGCGGCGAAGACAUCGUGGCGAACAAGUGGAAGAAUUGGGACACGAGCAAGCCGCUCCUUAUUGCGCAUGGAGAAGAUGACGGGGUGACGAGCUACAAGGGGAGCAACACGCUGGUGAAGAAGAUCCAGGAGGGCGUUCAGGGGGCGAAUGUUGAGUACAAGGGGUUCGAGGGUGGCAAGCAUGAGAUGAUGUUCGAUCUGGACAAGGAACAGUUCACCAACUACAUUAUCGACUGGCUGCACAAGCAGGCUGCCGAGGGCGUAAAGACGCAAGCUGCUUGAGCCUAUCUACAAGCCACUGUAUACCCCACGCUUACUUCUCACAAUACGGCACGCUGUACUUGGCGAGCCCAUACACGGUGAAUGCCUUCUCGAUUGAUGUACCUCGUUGCCGUGGCGCUUUGAAUGUCUGUAGUCGGAAGCUUCGGCAGUCAUGCUCGCCUCAUCCGUUGUUCUCACUUCAUCAACGUGCAUCUGCCUAUCCCGAUA
Messenger RNA from Jaminaea rosea, 1268 nucleotides. RefSeq names its product alpha/beta-hydrolase. The record is from RefSeq and is a predicted model, not a curated record. The transcript has 3 exons. Gene Ontology annotation, cellular component: membrane. Lineage: Eukaryota; Fungi; Basidiomycota; Exobasidiomycetes; Microstromatales. The coding region runs from base 51 to 1061 and encodes 336 amino acids. Gene Ontology annotation, molecular function: lipase activity.